CCGGAGUCAGUGUUAAGAGAAAGGGAUUAAGGUUUAUCAAAGUUUUGGCUUUGUUGCAAAAGCAAGUCAAGACUUAACUUUUCUCUGGUGAACAAGUGUGCAGUUUGUGACAUAUGUCGGUCCAAGACAUAAAUAAACAUGCAGUGCUCCCUCCUAUCAUUAGUAGAAGUGACAAGGAAUUUUUGGAAAGUAUGCAAAGAUACAUAAUUACAGAAACUGAAAGAGUGGGCUGUAAUGAGGAAGGACCUGCUGAUGAAUAUUACAUCAUAUACCGAAACGUUUUUGAUAAGGUGAUAGAGUAUGUCACUGCAUACAAAUCCAUUCUUACUUCAAUCAAAAAAGAAUAUGAUGCCUUUAUUGAAACAAUAAAGAAAAGCCAAAGAACUGCAUUUUAUCUUCAUGGAAAACUUAAAGUUUUGGCAGCAGAGCCCACAGCAUUGGUAUAUCACAGGAAAAGAACAAUUCAACUAGAAGCAAAAAUGAGGGUUAUUGAAAAUAAUUCCUCAAAGAUUCAAUUGCAAAUAGACAGAAUGAAACAACUUAGGGCAGAGUAUGACACGAACGAAGUAAAAUAUUGUACUUUCUCCAAAGAUCCUUCAAAACCUAUUCCAGGCAUGACUCUCCAAGAAUCCGUCAAUUUAGAUGCUCUCACUAAAUAUCUGAAACAUCUUGAAGCUAAAUAUGCAGAAAUUAAACAAGUUAUGUUGAAAAAAUAUGUACCAGCUCAGAGGAAGGUGGAUUUAGAUGAAGAAAUGACUGUGAUAUUAAAACGGCGAGAUUUAGCUGAAAAUCUGAACAAAGAAUUACAGUUUCGUCAUCAAAGACUGCAGACUAUUUUGUAUGCACUUACUUCACUGGUAAAAUCUGAUAAGAGCAGCUCCUUUCAAGACUUCGAGGAGCAAAUUCAGAAAAGUAAAGAUUUACAUGGUGAUCGAGGCAUUGUUGAGGAGCUGUUUGAAGAUGAUCCAGGCAAGGCAAAAGACGCUGAAAUUUUGCUUUACUACAUUGAAAGGUUCAAUGAAUUAAUCUCACUUGGUGAAUAUGAAAAGGCAGCUUGUUUAGCCGCGAACAGUCCUAGAAGAAUUCUUCAAAACAUUGGGACAAUGAAUAAAUUUAAGGGUAAGCAUUUUUCUCUGAACCUUAUAUAUAUAUAUGCAAAUUAUACUUUUUUUUCCCCUGAUAGAAUGGAAAGAGUAUUGAACUAGGAGACUAAAGAUCUAGGCUCCAGCCUUAUCUCUACCAUUUACUUAGUUUCCUUAGCUGUAACAUUAAGGAAUUUGAUUAGGUUUCUAAAUUAAGUUAUGAAAUAUUUCAAAUAUACAGAAAAGUAUGGAGAAACACA
This is a messenger RNA of Ceratotherium simum simum (southern white rhinoceros), 1342 nucleotides long. Lineage: Eukaryota; Metazoa; Chordata; Mammalia; Perissodactyla; Rhinocerotidae. The record is from RefSeq and is a predicted model, not a curated record.